Molecule: messenger RNA, 939 nt
Organism: Solea solea (common sole)
Lineage: Eukaryota; Metazoa; Chordata; Actinopteri; Pleuronectiformes; Soleidae
Product: olfactory receptor 52B2-like
Exons: 1
Coding region: 1-939 (312 amino acids)
Biological process (GO): G protein-coupled receptor signaling pathway
Cellular component (GO): membrane
Molecular function (GO): G protein-coupled receptor activity; olfactory receptor activity
Source: RefSeq, a predicted model, not a curated record
AUGUCCACAAAUUCUUCUCCUCUUGUUUAUACGCUGGAGACACUGGCUUUACCCGACGCCAGCAUUUACCCGAUGUUCUUCUUGGGGACUUUGACGUACGUGUUGCUCACGUUCUUCAACGUGCUCUUGUUGACCACCAUCGCUCUGAACAAGAAGCUACACAAGCCCAUGUUCAUCCUGCUGUUCAACCUGCCGCUCAGCGACAUGGUGUGCGCCACGGCGUUUUUCCCUCACUUCAUUUACAGCAUCAUGACACAAGACAGACUCAUCAACAAGCCUGCAUGCAUCAUCCAGGCUUUCCUGAUCCACUUCUACGGCACGGGAAACAUGUUGAUCUUGACCGCCAUGGCUUACGACCGCUACGUCGCUGUGUGCUGCCCCUUGAGAUACAACACCAUCAUGUCGCCACCCAACCUGGUGAGGAUUAUCACCACCGUGUGGCUGAUUACCUUCUUGGUCAUCGGCGUGUUGUUCUUUCUGCUCAUGCGUUUGAAAGUCUGCCGGAGGAAUGUGGUCGAUUUGUUCUGCAACAAUCCGUCGCUCCUGAAAAUGGUCUGCGAGGACACGACCGUCAACAACAUCUACGGGUUAAUGAUGAUGUGCGUGGUUCAGGGCGGGUCGCUGGCUGUCGUCAUGUACUCGUACGUGAAGAUCUUGCACGUGUGCUUCGUCACGAGCCAGACCGACACUCGCAGGAAAGCCAUCCAGACGUGCGGCACGCACUUAAUCGUCUUCUUGAUCUUUCAGAUCAACUCGGUCACGACGCUCAUCUCUCAUCGCAUUGUGAACGCAAACCCGUACGUGAGGAGGCUCCUCGGUGUGUCCAUCCUCGUGUUCCCACCUUUUUUGGAUCCAAUCAUUUACGGACUGAAAUCAGCAGAACUGAAGCAGAGCCUUAGAAUGUUCCUAAAAAGAAACGUAGUGGGUGUCAAGUUGUAA